This is a messenger RNA of Spodoptera litura, 557 nucleotides long. RefSeq lists its product as hypothetical. The record is from RefSeq and is a predicted model, not a curated record. Lineage: Eukaryota; Metazoa; Arthropoda; Insecta; Lepidoptera; Noctuidae.
UUCGCUCUUACAUCCUCCUUCUUCACUUCUACGGAAAACCCCCAUCCCUUCAAAAUGUACAAGCUGGUCGUCUUCUCCGCUCUGCUGGCCGUUGCCGCCGCCGCUCCCGGCUACAUCGGAGGCUACGCUGCCCCCAUCGCCGCGGCUCCCAUCGCCGCUGGCUGGGGUCACGGUAUCGUAAGCGCACCCAUCUAUAGCGCUCCCGUAGUUAAAGCCGCUGUACCUGUAGCUACUUCUUACGCUAACACUGUUAAGUUGGCGUCCCCUGCAUUAGUAGCUGCCCACGCUCCCAUCGUAGCUGCGCACGCACCAAUCGUGGCCGCUCCCGCCUACGCCCAUGGCUGGUAAAACACAGUUAAGGCCAACUACACCCAGGCCAGACCAUCCAGGCCUAAUCCCGGAUAGUGCAACAGUCAACAUCUACUCUUAUAUACUUGUUAUUAAAUAGAACAUAAGAUCAUUCGUCGUGUUGGAUUGGAGCAAAAAUCUAGCUCUAAAUAAGAGUUGGAAAAUUGUGCCAUGUUUGGAAUUUCAUUAAAGUGCAGUAAAUUUUAAUA